AUGGCGUCCACUAAGCCGCUUGCCCUCUUUCUGCUGGCUUGCCUGGCGCCCGCCGCGUGGGCCGCCACUGUCAGCAAGUGCAUCUGGCGCAACGAUGUGGUGUGCGACGCGUCGCCGUCAUUCGUGAUCUCGCGCCUGCCGACCCUGGCCAGCAGCCCCGCGGACAACCCUCUAGCCGUCCAGGUGCUGCAGGGGUCUGCGAUGGAGGCGGCCUGCCACAUCUUUGAGACCUCGGCGGACUGCGUCGCGGCCGACGCCUGCACCUGGGACAACACCCUGACGCCGUCUUGCAAUGUCGACGCGUCGCUGCUGGCCCAGCGCGACGUGUUCAAGUCCGGCUGCCCCGGCUCCCUCAUGGAGUCCUACGUCCGCUGCGGCUCCGCCUUCAACGAGAAGGAGUGCGGCCGCAUGGGGCCCAGCUGCGUGUGGUACGAUGAGCUGCAGGUCGCGGCCGCCCAGGGCGGCAGCCACGGGCAGCUGCGCCACCUGUCGGAGGUCAAGGGUGCCGGGGGGUCGGCGCCGGCGCUCGCGCCGCGUGCGUGCAUGCCCAAGCAGAUGUUUGCGCUUGAGAAGAAAAAGGACAAGGAGGGCACCGCGAAGAUCAUGAAGCAGAUCGCGUCGCAGGACCCCGCAGUCUGGGGCGACUGCCCGGGCGUGGUGGCCCUGCGCGCCAUGGCCAAGAGCUGCACCGCCUUCUCCUCCCCCGGGACCUGCAAGGCCAGCGCGCCCCUCUGCCGCUGGAACGACCUCGUGCGCGCGUGUGUCGCCACCGGCGCCGGCCAGACAGCGUGGGUGCUGGGCGCCAACAGCACGGAGGUGGCCGACGGCGCCAAGGCGUGCGCGCGCGCCAGCAGCAAGGUGUCGUGCGCGUCGCUGGACACAGUCAGCGUCGACCCCAAGGUGUUCGCGUCGGUGCAGACCGGGGACUUCAGCACCACCAACGCAGCGGGCGCCCGCCGCGGCGCAGCGGCGGCGGCGGUGGUGGCGGCCGCGGCGGCUGUUGGGGCGGCGGUGCUGCUUUGA
This is a messenger RNA of Monoraphidium neglectum, 1023 nucleotides long. RefSeq lists its product as hypothetical. The record is from RefSeq and is a predicted model, not a curated record. Bases 1 to 1023 code for a protein of 340 amino acids. The transcript is spliced from 3 exons. Lineage: Eukaryota; Viridiplantae; Chlorophyta; Chlorophyceae; Sphaeropleales; Selenastraceae.